Molecule: messenger RNA, 1542 nt
Organism: Aspergillus aculeatus ATCC 16872
Lineage: Eukaryota; Fungi; Ascomycota; Eurotiomycetes; Eurotiales; Aspergillaceae
Product: putative MFS transporter
Exons: 6
Coding region: 1-1542 (513 amino acids)
Biological process (GO): transmembrane transport
Cellular component (GO): membrane
Molecular function (GO): transmembrane transporter activity
Source: RefSeq, a predicted model, not a curated record
AUGGGGCUGUUCGGGAAGAAAGACACCCCUAGCAGUCCUGCUGAGGAUGUCGACGCCAUUGUCGAGGCUCCGAGUCACGAUGCGGAGAAGCAGCAGCCCAUGCACAAGGAAGAAACCCACACCGCGCUCCCGCAGAUGCCUCAAACUGCAAUUUCGAUAGAUCCUGCAUUGGAAGCUCGAGUGCUGAGAAAGUUGGACCUCAGAGUUCCGACCUUGCUAGGAUUUCUUUAUCUUUUAUCGCUGCUCGACAGGAGCAACAUUGGGAAUGCCAAAAUUGCGGGAAUGGAAGAGGAUCUCAACCUCACGGGAAAUCGAUACUCUUGGCUCUUGACAAUCUUCUACAUCUCGUAUACUCUUUUUGAGUUCCUGGCGCUGAUGUGGAAGAUCAUGCCUCCGCACAGAUGGGCAGCUAUCACCGUCCUGAGUUGGGGUAUUGUGGCAACUUGUCAGGCGGCAGUGCAGAAUUGGGGUGGGUUGAUGGCCCUGCGGUUUCUGUUGGGCAUGUCGGAAGCUGCCUUCGGCCCAGGAAGUCCAUACCUGCUAUCAUUCUUUUAUCGGCGCCAUGAGUUGGGACUUCGAUGUGGCAUGUUUUUGUCGGCAGCCCCUCUGGCAAACACCUUUGCAGGCGCUCUCGCUUAUGCUAUCACCUCCGGCCAUGCUAAGAUAGCGAAUUGGCGACUGUUGUUCCUGGUGGAAGGGAGCCCGUCACUCUUGGCUGCCAUUCUGGCUUGGUUUUAUCUACCAGAUCACCCGUCGUCCGCACGUUUCCUAACGGAGGAAGAAAAAGAGGUUACACGGGCCAGGUCGCUUCGACGGAGUGGUGAGAGCGAGCGAGUCAAUGGGAUCGACUGGAAAGAAUUGGGCCAUACUUUGCUGGAUGCGAAGGCGUGGAUCUUGGCAUUUAUGUACUUCAGCUGCAACGUGAGCUUCUCAUCCCUGCCCGUAUUCUUGCCAACGAUCCUGGAAGAUAUGGGGUUUACUUCCAUCAACGCUCAGGGUCUGACGGCACCGCCCUUUUUUGCGUCCUUCCUCGUCACGAUCGCUACGACAUGGGUUGCCGAUCGGAUUCAGCAGCGGGGCCUGGUGAUUGCUUGUGCCUCUCUAGUCGGCGCUGUUGGCUAUGUAUUACUUGCGGCUUGCGAUUCCGUGGGGGUUCGCUAUCUUGGCGUGUUCCUUGCCGCUAUCGGGGUGUUCCCGUCUAUCGCCAACAUUCUUCCCUGGGCUCUGAACAACCAAGGCUCGGAUAGCCGACGAGGCAUGGGCAUUGUCAUUCUGAACGUCAUCGGCCAGUGUGGUCCCUUUUUGGGGACCAAUGUUUUCCCAUCCAGCGAUUCACCUCGCUACACUCGCGGGUUGUCUAUUUGCGCCGCGUUCAUGUUCUUCAACACGAUUCUUGCACUGUGUUUGCGAGUUCUUCUGGCCUGGGAGAAUCGCCGUCUGGAUCAGCGGUAUGGCGCAGUGGCGGAAUGGACAGCUGGGGCCAAGGAUGAUACGGCUGUGGGGGAGGAGAAUUAUGGGGCGGGCUUCCGAUAUGUGUUGUAG